This is a messenger RNA of Balaenoptera acutorostrata (minke whale), 1194 nucleotides long. It is a transcript of the gene TCEAL2, whose product is annotated as transcription elongation factor A like 2. NCBI's taxonomy places the organism in Eukaryota, Metazoa, Chordata, Mammalia, Artiodactyla, Balaenopteridae. The record is from RefSeq and is a predicted model, not a curated record. The transcript is spliced from 3 exons. Bases 247 to 876 code for a protein of 209 amino acids.
GCAAUCGGGUCCCGGCGCCGUCCGCUCGCGUUGCCCGCGCGGAACCAGCUCCCGGAGCUGCCCAGGCGGCGGGCGAGGGGCGAGCGGGCUUAGGCGAGCCAGAGGAGGCGCAGGCCCGGCCCGGGCGCUGCAGGUCAGUGUGAAGGUCUGUGAGGCUGUUGUUGUUCCCAGCAUUCUGCUAGGCUACAAUAAGAGGAGAAAUUUGUCCAGAUCCCUGCAGGACAGGAAAAGGAGGGGACACUCAACAUGGAAAAACUCUGCAGUGAAAAUGAAGCAAAGCCUGAGAACCAAGGCAAGAUGGAAAACAAAGAACAGCCACUGGAUGUGGGAAAGCCGGGAGUAGCUUGUACUGUGGAAGACAAGGAAAAGUUAGAAAACCAGGGAAGGACAGAUCUCAAGGGAAAGACAGAAGAUGAGGAAGUACUAAAGGAUAAGGAAAAGCCAGAGAGUGAGGCAAAGCCAAAAGAAAGAAAUCCAGAGAGUGAGGGAAAGCCAGUAAGUGAGGGAAAGCCAGUGAGCGAGGGAAAGCCAAAAGAAGAAAAGCCAGCCAGCGAACCAAGGGCUGCAGGAAAGCGCCCAGCUGGGGAUGAUGUACCCAGGAAGGCCAAAAGAAAAACCAACAAGGGGCUGGCUCAGUGUCUCAAGGAAUACAAGGAGGCCAUACACGAUAUGCAUUUGAGCAAUGAAGAGAUGAUAAGAGAAUUUGACGAGAUGGCCAGGGUGGAGGAUGAGGUGAAGAAAACCAGACAGAAAUUGGGGGGGUUUAUGUGGAUGCAAAAAAGUUUACAGGACCCCUUCCACCCGAGGGGCCCAAGGGAACUCAGGGGUGGCUGCAGGGCCCCACAAAGGGGCUUUGAAGACAUUCCUUUUGUGUAGUGCCCCUGGCAGGCAUUUGCAAGGCCUUGUGCUUUAUUUAACCUUAUGCUAAUACUAUGCUUUAGGCAUCACUCUUGUUAUCAACAACCUUUUGAUCCAACUAGAGUACUCUGUCAGUAGGGGAUUUUUACCCAUGUGCAUUACAAAGGCAUUAUGAUUCUUGGAAAAAUAAAGCAGCUUAUAAUAUCAUCUACAGAAUCGGUCCACUUUUGUAAAAGAACAGAAUUUUAUAUAGUACAUCUAUGCACAGGAAAAAUAGAAAACUUUGUUCACUAAAAGGUUAACAGUGGUUUUAUGAGUUGUGAGAUUGUGGGUGAU